UGACUCUGUAGUGUUUCUAGGCUAUGGAAGAGCUGGUGGAUGCAGGAAUGGUGAAGGCAAUUGGAGUCUCCAACUUCAACUGCAAACAGAUAGACCAGCUCCUAAGCAAACCAGGCUUAAGACACAAACCUGCAAAUAAUCAGGUUGAGAGCCACCCCUAUCUUCAUCAGGAAUUGCUGAUCAAGUUUUGCCAGUCCAAAGGUAUCUCUGUCACUGCAUAUUGCCCCCUUGGGGCACCCAACUGGCCAUGGUCCAAGCCUGAGGAUAUUUCCCUUUUUGAUGAUCCCCAAAUUAAGGAAAUCGCACUCAAGCACAACAAAACCCCAGCUCAGGUGCUUAUCCGCCUCCAGAUUCAAAGAAAUGUGAGUGUAAUUCCCAAAUCUGUCACUCCGCACUGCAUUGAAGAAAAUGUUAAGGUGUUUGAAUUGGCUGAAGAGGAGAUGGAAACCUUACUUGCUUUCAAGAAGCAGUAUCGCAUCUGUAUGUUAAGCGAGUGCAAAAAUCACAAGGACUAUCCUUUUCUGGAAGAAUAACAUAGGCACCACCUUCAGAUCCUCCAGGGAUCAGGACCAUAUAUCAUUAUUUCAAGCAAUUUGUAACACUUCAUGUGUAUUAAAUCACAAUAAGUGGAAUAUGUAUUACAAGAUGGGAGAAGGUAGCUCACAGGCAUUCUGAAAAGUAACCUUCGAGCAUGCGUUUGCUUCCCAUAUUGUCAACCACAGUUACAUCAGUCCUUUAUCUGUAUCUUAGCUCUGCUCUUGUAGUGAAAUUCUCAAUUCUAUCAAGAUCUAUGUUCUCUUAUCAUUUAGUAACAACAGUUCAAGUUUAAUAAACCUGAAUCUUUGGGAUUUGUGAAAAGCAGCCUUUGCCAUAAAUAUAAAUCCUGACCAGUUUUAGAGAAAUUUAGAUUCUCCUAGUGGCUGUGUUUGUGGACAGAAGGUCAAAACAUAUGCUAUCUUUAAGCUGUUAAUGUAAGACAAUCCAUUUAACAUCAGAAGGUCUUUAUGAGAUAACACAAUACACUCACUGCUUGAGAUUUUUAGUUCAGUAAUUCCAGCAUAACAGAUUAGAAGCUCUUUAGAGGACACCACUGAAUUAUGUUUCAGGAACAUUUUCUUAAUGAGGUUUCCUAUUUAUGAACUGCUAAAAACUAACAAACUAGUAGGAGAUUUGUAUGUUUGGUUUAUCAUAUCUACAAAAGUACAUAAAUACUGCCUUUUAUCAGCAGAAUAGCUGCAGUUAAGACUGUGAAUCACUCCCAGCAAAUCCAAAGUCUGAAAAAGGAGACACAGAGGAAU
Strigops habroptila (Kakapo) is the source of this 1298-nucleotide messenger RNA. Its product is annotated as aldo-keto reductase family 1 member B1-like. The transcript is spliced from 6 exons. Lineage: Eukaryota; Metazoa; Chordata; Aves; Psittaciformes; Psittacidae. Gene Ontology annotation, cellular component: cytosol. Gene Ontology annotation, molecular function: aldose reductase (NADPH) activity. Bases 24 to 533 code for a protein of 169 amino acids. The record is from RefSeq and is a predicted model, not a curated record.